GGUCGGACGGUGCGCCCGCCCUGUCCUCCAUUCCUCGUCACAGAAAACCUUUCCUCAUAAAAAAACACAACACUUCCUCACACUGCACCGCUCUGCUGCUGUGGCCAGAUGAAAACCAAACAGUGCCCGGCCCACCAGCGACAUCAACUCCUAUCCUACAGAUUUUCGGUGCCGUAAUCAUUCCAAAACCCGGAUAUACUUCUUCUGCGGGGAGAAAAGGCGAAGCGGCAGAUCAGCACAAAAUAAUGAGAGAGGCGCGGCGGGUCGCAGGAUAUACGGACUGAAGCGUUUUUUUUUUGCCACCGCGACUUCCUAUCAGACCGGCUGCUGCUGAAGUGGAGGUGCACCCGUACCUGGAAGAAGUCAGUUCCCAGAAGGCAAGGGGAUCCGGAGAUGCCGCUCCCCCAAGGCAUGCUGCUCUGUCUGGGCAUGCUGCUGAUGAUUGCUGGGGGGGUCAUGGCCCUGUGUGUGGGCCCCCACCAGUCAGCCCCGCUGUUUGUUGUCGGGCUGUUCCUGGGCCUGGGGGGCGUGGGCCUGCUGGUCAGUGGACUCUGCAUGGCCAUGAAGAAUCUCCAGGUGGCAGUGCCGGGACACUUCCUCCUGCAUCCCCGCACAGGCACACGCUUCAGCCCACAGCAGGCCCUGGCUAUUCAAAGGAGGUUGGACCGAAUUCGUCGGGAGAUGUCAGAGGAUUCUGUCAGCAGGAGACCAGAGCCUGAACCCUCACUCCCAUCCACCCCUCCACCCUGGACUAUGGAGCCACCUCCAUCCUACGACACAGUGAUGAAGAGCCAGGAGCACAGUGAGCAGCUUUAACCUCUCACUCUGGUGGACAUCUUUACAUUGUGUCAGUGCCUUUUGUCUUCGGUUCUCAGCAAGAACCUUGAACAAACAGUCGGUGCUAUCAAUGAACUUGAUGCAAGGCGCCUCUUUGUUGCCUUAAGACAGCUGCCCUGAACCCAAACACAGGCCAGGAAACAGGAAGAGACUGCAGCUGGUUAAAGACUUUAUAUUUGUACAGAUUGAGCCCCAGUGUGGCCUUUGUGUCUACUAAGUGUGUACUGAUUGUGAAAGGAAUUGAAAUGAUCACUACAACUGCUUCCCUCUGUACACUAAGGGCCUUUCUUGAGAACACGAUUAUGUAACUUUUACAACAAAGUUAAUCAUCAGUUUGUCUGCAGGCCUCCUGUAGACACCUAUUUAGGAUAUUUGAUUGGCCUGCUCGAAUUUAUGUGACCUACUACUGUGGCUGCACAGCACUCUUCUUCAAACACGACAAGAACUUUCCUCACAGCUUUACAGCUCCUCUUUGUAUCUGCACUCUUUCAUGUCAUACAUUUGUACAAUAUUCAUUGUUAGCUUACUCCAAUGCAAAGUGCCUUGACCAGUGACAGCAGAAUGUCAACAGCAGUGUUAUUUAUCUUUCAGCUUUGUAUCCCGUGUUUGCAGAAUGUCCAUUGUUAAUUCUAUGUUGUGAUGUUACUAUAAACUUGAGUUGAGUCGCA
This is a messenger RNA of Siniperca chuatsi (mandarin fish), 1505 nucleotides long. RefSeq lists its product as uncharacterized. Lineage: Eukaryota; Metazoa; Chordata; Actinopteri; Centrarchiformes; Sinipercidae. The coding region runs from base 394 to 816 and encodes 140 amino acids. The record is from RefSeq and is a predicted model, not a curated record. The transcript is spliced from 3 exons.